Molecule: messenger RNA, 2228 nt
Organism: Ziziphus jujuba (common jujube)
Lineage: Eukaryota; Viridiplantae; Streptophyta; Magnoliopsida; Rosales; Rhamnaceae
Product: cysteine-rich receptor-like protein kinase 10
Exons: 7
Coding region: 94-2133 (679 amino acids)
Biological process (GO): protein phosphorylation
Molecular function (GO): protein kinase activity; ATP binding
Source: RefSeq, a predicted model, not a curated record
CUUAAUAUCUUCAUAUAUAUAUAUAUAUACACACACACACACCAUACAUUCCCUGUCCUCUAUUCUGCUUCUACUCAUCACCCAGCUUUAACAAUGCAAGCUCUUUCAUUCUUUGCUGUUUGUGUACUCUUACUUUCAUGUAUUCUUCUAUCUUUCUGUCUCACGGAAGCCCGAAGAUAUCUGUAUUCUGAUUGUAACCCUUCAGCCAAUUACACUUCAGGAAGUGUCUAUGAGCAAAAUCUGAACCUUACCCUCACUUCCCUUGUUUCCAGUGCUUCCCAAAAUGAGUUUUACUCCAGCAUCAGUGUGGGUCAGAACCCUGACACUGUUUACGGCCUUUUCCAAUGCUUUGGCAACUUCUCUGCAGAAGUUUGCCAAAACUGUUCAAAUACAGCUGCUAAAGACAUCAGACAACGCUGUCCCAACCAACAAGAGGCUUCCAUAGCCUACGAGCGUUGUGUGAUACAGUAUUCCAACAGGAGGUUCUUUUCUACUGCCUACAGUACUCCAAGAUAUGCUUUCUGUAAUGUAAACAAUGCAACUGACCCGAUUGUUUUUGAUAGCCAGCUGAGGAAAUUGCUUAAUAAUCUUUCAGUAGAUGCUGAAUCAAUUCCUUCUAGACUUGCUUAUGGAAGCAACAAUUACACAGACUAUAAUAUAAACGGUUUGGUCCAGUGUACCAGAAGUUUAGCUGAAGGGAGCUGCUUGACUUGCCUGGGAGAGCUUAUCAGUUACUUAGGUGUGUGCCGUAAUGUAAAAGUAGGGGCUCAGCUAUAUUCUCUGAGUUGCUAUCUUCGAUAUGAAACAUAUUCGUUCUUUGAGUUACCUCCAUUACAACUUUCACCUCCUCCAUUGCUCGAGCCAAACUUGACUACCCCCGGAAGUACUAAUACAACCAAUCCCACUGGGAAGAAGAAUAAUACAAAAACAAUUGUUAUUGUGGUGAUCACAGUAACAGCAGCCCUAUUAGUGAUACCCUUAAUCUGUACUUACUUAGUGAGGAGAAAUGCCCGGAGAAAAAGAGCUGUGAGUAUUGUUCAUGAAGACGGUUUUGCUCAUGAAGAUGACAAUACUGGUAUGCAGUCACUUGUAAUUGGACUAGGAACAAUUAAAGCUGCAACAGGAAAUUUCUCCAAUGAAUACAAACUUGGAGAAGGGGGUUUUGGUCCAGUUUACAAGGGAAUACUAAAUGAUGGACGAGAAAUAGCCGUGAAAAGGCUGUCAAGUACCUCAGUACAAGGUGUAGAGGAACUAAAAACAGAAGUAAUACUGGUUGCUAAGUUGCUGCAUAGAAAUCUUGUAAGGUUACUAGGAUUCUGCUUGGAAGAAAGUGAGAAGCUACUUGUCUAUGAAUACCUACCUAAUGGGAGCUUGGACAAAAUUUUAUUUGCAAAUGAUGCAGAUGAGGCAAAACAACAUUUCCUGGAAUGGGAAAGACGGUACAAUAUCAUAGUGGGUAUUGCUAGAGGGCUAAUUUAUCUGCAUGAAGAUUCUCAGCUCAGGGUAAUUCAUAGGGAUCUGAAAGCCAGCAACAUCCUCUUAGAUGGAAACAUGAAUCCCAAAAUCUCGGAUUUCGGUCUAGCAAAACUAUUCUGUGGAAGCCAGACUCAAGGCAAUACAAAUAAGAUUUCUGGUACAUUUGGAUAUAUGGCACCUGAGUAUAUUAAAAAUGGCAACUUUUCAACAAAAUCCGAUGUCUAUAGCUUUGGAGUUCUAGUUUUGGAAAUCAUUACAGGUAGAAAAAACUCCAGUUUUCGAAACUUCACAAAUCUUCAAAGCCAUGCAUGGGAACAUUGGAGCAAAGGAACAGCUUUGGAAUUAAUGGACCCAACAAUGGGGGAUGAGUGGCCUAAACAUGAGGCUUUGAAGUGCAUCCACAUAGGUUUGCUAUGUGUUCAGGGAGCUGCUGCUGAUAGGCCCAAAAUGCCAGAGGUUGUUAUGAUGCUUAAUGGCUACACUAUAUCCUCCUCCAUGCCUUCAAGGCCAGCGUUUUUUAUUUCCAAGGAAAGUGAUGAUUCAUUUAUAUGCAAAGGAGAUUGUGGUAGAGAUAUUGGAUCUUAUCAGUCUACUCCAGCAGAAUCAAGUAAAUCUGUUAAUGGGGUUACAAUUACUGAAUUACAUCCUCGAGAUUGAAAUUUUAUAGCUUAAACUCAUAAGAUUUCUAUCUUUAUUAUCCGUGUAUGUAUAUUAAGAUAACAAUAUAUAGCAUUUUCAAAGAGGGUUUGAAA